AUGCCGUCGUCGAAAUCGUCAAUUGCAGGCCCAAAGACUCUGGCGAUAUCUGCGCUAGCAAUUGGCCUCGGUGUUCUUGUCGCACGUCCAAUUAAUCGCUUCACCACCGUCCUUGGCGUCUUUCGCCAACCAGCCAACACUGUCGUCAAAGAUGGAGAUUUCGUGACAAUCGCAGAUACGAUGCUCUGCGAAGACUUGCAUCUCCACAAGCCUAGCGGUCUACUAUAUACUGCUUGUGAGGAUUCUUACGAGUCGCGCUUCUCGUGGUUUCCUGGACUGGGCGUACUCCAUGAUCCCCUCAAGGCUAGCAAGUCCCGUGGGUCUAUCCACGUCAUAGACCCCAAAACAUUCAAGUCCAAGAGAUUGGAGUUUCAGGGCUUUGCUGGGCCGUUCAUCACCCACGGCCUUGACGUUAUUUCGGAUCCCGAGGAUGAUUCCAGUGUGUACAUUUUCGCCAUCAACCAUCUUCCUCAUCCUGAAUAUCUGCAACAUAUCGUCGACGGGCAAAGCUAUGACAAGUAUCCUGGCAACAAAGCGGCUUCUCAGAUUGAGGUAUUCCAUCAUAAAACAGGAUCUUCUACUGCCCGAUAUGUUCGCUCUGUCAGUCAUCCACUGAUCCAAACACCAAAUGAUAUUGUUGCCCAGUCUCCGAAUAGCCUUUACGUUACCAACGAUCAUCACUACCGCGAAGGCAUUCUUCGUCAGAUUGAAGAUGUCUACUAUGGCGGAAAAUGGUCAACCACCAUAUUUGUGCAAAUCACGGAUUCGACCUCUCAAGAUGCUACUGCUGGUCUCAAUGCUUCCGUCGCGCUGACCGGACUCCACAACAAUAAUGGUCUCGGUCAUGGAAGGACACUGAAUGAGAUAGCAAUUGGAAGUGCUGCGAGCGGAGAUAUCCAUAUUGCAACUGUCCACAGCAACAAUUCCCUUCAAGUUCUUGAGACUAUCGACUUUGACACAGCAGUGGAUAAUCCUUCAUGGUACUCGGAUUCUUUCUCCGAUGUGAACGGCGACAGCAGUGGUUAUGUCUCGGCUGGUCUAUCCAAGGCUGGGGAUCUAGCCAAGUCAGUUGGAGUUGCUACAGGAACCGAGCCUGUUAUGGUUUGGCUAGCUCAGCCAAAGAAUGGGAAAUGGGAGAAGAAGCUUCUCUUCGAGGAUGAUGGAAAGAGGUUGCGAUCGGCAGCUACAGCUGUGUUGAUCGGCAUUGACCCUAAGUUGGAGGGUGGUAAGAAGAAGGGUUGGCUAUUCGCAACGGGGUUCUAUUCUCAAAACGCUAUCGCUGUCAAGGUCGAUCUUUGA
This is a messenger RNA of Fusarium pseudograminearum CS3096, 1299 nucleotides long. RefSeq lists its product as uncharacterized. The record is from RefSeq and is a predicted model, not a curated record. Bases 1 to 1299 code for a protein of 432 amino acids. The transcript has a single exon. NCBI's taxonomy places the organism in Eukaryota, Fungi, Ascomycota, Sordariomycetes, Hypocreales, Nectriaceae.